Molecule: messenger RNA, 1088 nt
Organism: Hyphopichia burtonii NRRL Y-1933
Lineage: Eukaryota; Fungi; Ascomycota; Pichiomycetes; Serinales; Debaryomycetaceae
Gene: ADE1
Product: phosphoribosylaminoimidazolesuccinocarboxamide synthase
Exons: 1
Coding region: 111-1043 (310 amino acids)
Biological process (GO): 'de novo' IMP biosynthetic process
Cellular component (GO): cytoplasm
Molecular function (GO): phosphoribosylaminoimidazolesuccinocarboxamide synthase activity
Source: RefSeq, a predicted model, not a curated record
UCAAAGCAGACAAAAGGAGAAGUCAGAUAUGAGACUCAAAAUUUCAAGAAGAGCAUUUUAAUUGAUCUUUCUUAUUCUUCUCUUCUCUAGAUCAUAUCAAUUGUAUCGCCAUGUCUUUAGAAUCAUUACACACUACUGAGUUAGAUAACAUCUUGCCGCUUGUUGCCAGAGGUAAAGUGAGAGAUAUCUACGAAGUUGAUGCUAAUACUCUUCUUUUCGUUGCAACCGAUAGAAUAUCUGCUUAUGAUGUUAUUAUGGAGAAUGGUAUUUCUUCCAAAGGUAAGAUUUUGACUAAAUUGUCUGAGUUUUGGUUUGACUUCUUAUCUUCUGAUAUUCAAAAUCAUUUGAUCUUACCAAAUAAUGAUGAUGAACACUUAUUUGCAAAAUUACCAGAAAAAUUAAGUGAAGCUAAAUACAAAAAACAGUUAUCUGGUAGAUCUUUAUUGGUUAGAAAAUUGAAGUUGAUUCCGUUAGAGGUCAUUGUUAGAGGUUACAUCACUGGUUCUGCUUGGAAAGAAUAUAAAAACCAUCAAACUGUCCAUGGUUUAUCCAUUGAACAACAAGAUUUACAAGAAUCUCAAGAAUUUACUAAACCUAUAUUUACUCCUUCUACCAAAGCCGAACAAGGUGAGCAUGACGAAAAUAUCUCUCCAGAAAAAGCAGCUGAGAUUGUUGGUAAGGAAUUGUGUGAUAAAUUAGCAGAAAAAGCUGUUCAAUUAUAUUCUAAAGCUAAAGAAUAUGCUAAGACUAAAGGUAUUAUUAUAGCCGAUACUAAAUUUGAAUUUGGUCUUGAUGAAAAUAAUGACCUUGUUUUGGUUGAUGAAGUUUUAACUCCGGACUCUUCCAGAUUUUGGAAUCUUGCCAAUUACAAAAUUGGUCAAUCUCAAGAUUCUUACGAUAAACAAUUCUUAAGAGAUUGGUUAACUUCUAACGGCUUGAAUGGUAAAGACGGCGUUUCUAUGGAUAAGGACAUUAUCGUUAGAUCUAAAGAAAAGUAUAUCGAAGCUUAUGAAGCUUUAACUGGUAACAAGUGGUCUGACUAAUUGGAAUAAGAAAUUAACUAAUUCAUUCUGUAUAUUAAUGAUAUC